Messenger RNA from Tribolium castaneum (red flour beetle), 1485 nucleotides. RefSeq names its product RNA-directed DNA polymerase from mobile element jockey. Bases 1 to 1485 code for a protein of 494 amino acids. NCBI's taxonomy places the organism in Eukaryota, Metazoa, Arthropoda, Insecta, Coleoptera, Tenebrionidae. The transcript has 2 exons. The record is from RefSeq and is a predicted model, not a curated record.
AUGAGGGCCAAUCUCGAGGCGUAUCUACCAAUUCGAGCGUUUCUGACAUUAUGUGCGCAUCCACCAUCUGGUGAUUCCACCAUUCCGACCACCAACAAGAGGUUUGCUGUCUUUGCGGUGUCUUACGCUGCAUCUACGAAGCAACGCAAGACAGGGGGCGAAUGUGAUGAUCGCGAUAAAAUCUCUAACAAAGCCCUAAAACUUAUAGCGAAGAAAGCAAUUGUUAAAUUAGUCACUAUAAUCAACGGCAUCCUGAGACUCAGGUACUUUCCCACUCAAUGGAAACACGCUUCGGUUAUACUUAUCCCUAAACCUGGAAAAGACCCAACCUACCCGCAAAAUUACAGACCUAUCAGUCUACUCUCAAACAUCAGCAAAGUAGCAGAAAAAGUUAUUUUCUUGAGAAUACUAAAGGAUCUCGCUACAACCAAUUCAAUACCACCAGAACAGUUCGGAUUUCGAGCAGCCCAUGAGACAAACCUGCAACUACUUCGUGUCACAGAACUGAUCACCCGCAACUUCAAUACCAGACAACACACAGGCUUAAUCCUCUUCUAUGACAAAAAAGCCUUUGACAAUGUCUGGCACACAGGACUCGUAAUAAAAAUGUGCAAAUCAAAAAUCAAUUUGAAAAUCGUCCAACUCAUCCAAUCUUUUCUGCACAACCGCUCCUUCCAAGUGUGCUUUGAGAACCACCUAUCAUCUGUUCGACAAAUCACUGCAGGCGUCCCUCAAGGGUCAGUCCUCUCGCCAACACUAUACAACAUCUACACACACGACGUACCAAAACACCCUAAAACAGAUUUAGCUCUCUAUGCCGAUGAUACAGCCAUUAUAGCCACAUCCAGAUCACCUCAGCUAAUAACACAACGUCUCCAGGAACACACCGAUUCCCUCAUCAACUACUACGCCAAAAUCAACCUCAAUAAAACGCAAGCUAUCUUAUUUACAAAACGCAGGGCUUCACAACACCAAAACAUUCUCAUAAAUAACCAAGCGAUAGAAUGGAUAAAACAAAUCAAAUAUAUGGGACUAACACUCGAUACCAGUCUCACUUAUAAAACUCACCUGAUAAACGCUGCCAAUAAGACUAAAAGCGCCUUGAAAAGUCUAAACUCCCUUCUCUGUCGAAAAACCCACCUCAACCUCGCAAACAAACGCCUCCUAUACCUUUCAACAUUAAGACCUAUUCUAAGUUACGCUUCCCCUUGCUGGGGCUCAGCAGCCUCCUCCAACCUCUCCCAUAUCCUCACAGUUCAAAACAAAAUCAUCCGCCAGAUCAGCAAUGCUCCCUGGUUUAUCAGAAACAAAAACCUCGAAAAGGACCUGAAAAUACCAAAUCUCAAGGAUUUCAUUAAAAAACUUAACCAAGACUUUGCAAACAGAACCGGUACUUCAAACAACCCUUCACUAACCUACACCAUAGAUUAUGAUACCAAAACAUCAUUCAAAUACACGAGACCACUGCAGUCAUGCAUGCAGUAA